Dioszegia hungarica is the source of this 1338-nucleotide messenger RNA. RefSeq lists its product as uncharacterized. The coding region runs from base 1 to 1338 and encodes 445 amino acids. The transcript has 7 exons. Gene Ontology annotation, biological process: transmembrane transport. Gene Ontology annotation, molecular function: transmembrane transporter activity. Lineage: Eukaryota; Fungi; Basidiomycota; Tremellomycetes; Tremellales; Bulleribasidiaceae. The record is from RefSeq and is a predicted model, not a curated record.
AUGUCCGAGGCCAUCACUGCGCUGGGUGGAGGUGGUCAAGCCGCUCCAUGGGCGGUGAACGCGGCUACUGCUGUUUCAUAUGUCAUGGUCGCCUCCGUCUCCGCUGUCGGUGGCCCUAUCGCCUCUCGGUUGACUAUCCGCUGGAUGCUUAUCAUCGGUGCGGCCACCUUCCCCAUCAACGGAUCCGCCUACUAUGUCUCGAGCCAGUACCGCGUCGACUGGUACCUUGUCCUCGGUCGAGCUAUCUAUGGUGCAGGAUUCGGUCUUUGGUAUGUCGCCGAGGCCGCCAUGAUCCUCUCAUACGCCGAGGAGAACCGGCGCGGAAAGUACCUCGGCAUGUGGGUCGCGUCCCGUAACGCCGGUCAACUCAUGGCCGGAUGCAUCGCCCUCGCUCGGAACGUCCAAAACUCCGCCGCGGGAGCAGUCGCCACCUCCACCUACAUCAUUUUCAUCGCCAUCGAGUGCAUCGGUUUCCCCGUCUCUUGGCUCAUCUCCAAGCCGUCCAAGGUCCGUCGCGCGGACGGGUCGCCCAUCAUCCUUACCGCCAAGCAGCCGUGGAAGGUGGAAUUCUCGAUUUUGUGGCGCGCAAUGACCUCAAAACGGAUGCUUUUGGUCAUCCCUGCUGCCUUCAACUCCUUCUUCUACGGUGGCAUAGCCUACACCUACCUCGCGCAAUAUUUCACCGUCCGCACUCGCGCCCUCUCCGGCGUCCUCCAGCCCGGAGCUGCCAUCAUCACUACCCUCCUGUACGGCCGCUUCAUCCUCGACAACGGCCGCUGGACCCAGCGUCGGCGAGCUCAGGUCGGCUUCCUCGCUUGGUUCGUUCCCAUGCUGGCGUGCGUCGCGUGGCUGGUUGCCAACUCGGUCUCGUUCACCAAGACAGAGGUCCUCACCGUUCACGACUGGACCUCAUCGGGCUGGGCCAACGCAUACCUCCCCUUCCUGUUCUUGCAGUGCGUCGGGUAUUGGGGUCAAUCUUACGUCUACUGGUUGCUCUCCUGCUUCGCCACGGAUGUGCAGUCGAACGCUCGUAACGGCGGUAUCUUCCGAUUCUGGGAGGCAGUUGGACAAGCGAUCAGUUACGGCGUCAGCUCGCGCAAAGAGCUCGGUAUCUCCCCCCUAUACGGCUGCCUUGUCGUCAUCGCCUUCCAAGCUCCCUUCACCUGGUACAUUAUCCGUUCGGUCCCUCUGUAUCGCUCAGACGACCAUCGCCGACCGGAGGACGAGCACAAGGACACCGAGACCAACAAGCUCGAGACGGAUAGCGUCAAGGGGAUGGAGUUGGCGGGGAGGGAGGGGGACAAGGAUGAGGUUCACACGGUCGUCAGGGCUGCUUAG